Molecule: messenger RNA, 1446 nt
Organism: Arctia plantaginis
Lineage: Eukaryota; Metazoa; Arthropoda; Insecta; Lepidoptera; Erebidae
Source: the annotation of a GenBank genome assembly
AUGGUGAAAAGUUCCUCUAAGGAAACGGUCGAAAAUUUGUUUUUGGAAGAAGGUCAACUUCAAAUUUACAAAAUGGGGGGUUUGAAGACCCUCAUCCUGUUACAGCUGGUUUACUUUUGUGGAUGUAUGGACCAGCUGCACAUAGUUUACGAAUGGAAGCAAAUAGACUACGAAUUCCCGACACCAGAGGCUCGUCAGCAAGCCUUAGACAGCAAGACUUUCAUACCACAAAAUAACAUUCCCAUGGGCUUGGAGAUUUAUGAAGACAGACUGUUCAUAACUGUCCCGAGAUGGAGGGUUGGGGUUCCUGCUAGUUUAAACUAUAUUAACCUGAAAGAUAACUCAACGACAUCACCAAAGCUAAUACCGUACCCAAGCUGGGCAGCGCAUUCUAUCGGCACCGACGGCAAACCCUCAGAAAUCAUCUCUCCCUUCCGUGUCAGGGCUGAUCGCUGCGGUCGUCUCUGGGUCAUCGAUAACGGUAAAAUCGGGAACUUGGACAACAAUGCCACGAAAUAUCCCCCUUCGAUAAUCAUCUACGACUUGAAGACCGAUAAUUUACUCCGAAAAUAUGUCUUUCCUGCGGAUCACAUUAAAGAAGAUUCAGGUUUCGCCAAUAUUGCAGUGGAAGACAUGGAUUGCGAGGCUACUUAUGCCUAUGUAGGCGAUUUAGGUAAACCAGGCCUCGUGGUAUACUCCUGGGAAAAGAAUGAGUCCUGGAGAAUCUCUCACCAUUACUUCCAUCCAGAUCCCUUGGCUUGCGAUUUCAGCGUAAAAGGUUUCAACUUUAGCUGGACUGAUGCUUUGUUUGGUUUAGGACUAUCAGCACCUAAUGCUAAUAACUACAGUACUCUUUACUUUCAUCCAAUGGCUAGCUACGAUGAGUUCUCAGUAUCCACGGAAUACUUGAGAAACCAGUCACUCGCAGAAGGUAACUUUAAUGCUUUCAAACUUUUGGGCAGUCGUGGGCCAAACGCCCAAUCCAGCGUGUCUUUUGUAGACCAAAAAACUGGAGUAUUAUUCUAUUCAUUAGUGAACUUAAACGCUGUUGCUUGUUGGAAGACGUCAAACAAGGAGUACUUAAUGAAGAACCAAGGCAGAAUCUACAUGAAUGAAGACACUAUGGUAUAUCCAACUGACAUAAAAGUUGAUUACAACGAUAAUCUCUGGAUCCUGUCGAACCGAAUGCCUAUUUGGAUGUACGGCAAAUUGGACCUUAACGAUGUUAAUUUUAGGGUGUUUUCAGCACCUGUAGUCGAUGCUAUAAGCCAUACAGCUUGUGAUAUUACGCCUAGAUCUGAUAUUUUGGAUAAGUUCGUGAAUAAGAUUAAGAACGCUACGAACACAAUUGUUUCGAAAAUAAAGCCCAAUUCAGGUUUUGUAGCAUUCCCCUUGUCUAUUAUAACUUUAACUUUAUUGAGUUGGGCCACUUCGAUUGUAAUUUAA